Molecule: messenger RNA, 2429 nt
Organism: Oncorhynchus kisutch (coho salmon)
Lineage: Eukaryota; Metazoa; Chordata; Actinopteri; Salmoniformes; Salmonidae
Product: nucleolar protein 16-like
Exons: 5
Coding region: 93-629 (178 amino acids)
Biological process (GO): ribosomal large subunit biogenesis
Cellular component (GO): nucleolus
Source: RefSeq, a predicted model, not a curated record
AGAAUUAGAACACAUGCGUCCACACUUGCUUCCUGCACAGUUCCACGCGUUGUUCAGAAUCAAAAGGUAGCUCGUUUUAAAGCAAAGUAACAAUGCCUAAAGCCAAAAAGAAAAGGAAAGGAAACACGUUUGACUACAGUAAAGACAGAAAGAAACUUAAAAAGCAGUUUAAGAAAAGGGAAGCCCCGAGAAUAGAGUGUCCUCAGAUCCGAAAUGCCUGGAGUGACAAAAAGUCUGUGGCAAGAAACUUGCGAGACAUGGGUCUGGCAUUUGACCCAAACCGCGCCCUCCCAAUUAAGACACCAGCCAUUGCUGCUGUGGGGAGAACUGAAGAUGCUCCUGCUCCCAAACUUGUAAGGAAGCCAUAUGUACUCAAUGAGCUGGUGGCUGAGGCCAGUCUCCCAGAGAAAGACACAAAGACCUUAUCCACAGACUUGAUUGAGUAUGUGCAGUACAUGGUCAGGGAACACAGCGAGAACUACAAGGCUAUGGCCAGAGAUGAGAAGAACUAUUACCAGGACACUCCCUCGCAGAUCAGGAGGAAAGUGGACCAGUAUAAACGCUGCCAUCCAGAGGAAUACACCACCUUCAUGGAGUCUCUCAGAGGUGGGAAAGCAGUUUCCACAUAACUGGCUGUCUGUGGUGGGAAAAGACUUUCAAUGUGAAGGGGGGGAAGAAACCACUCCUCUUCAGCAAGUAUUCUGUGACUGUGGCAAAGAUGAACAGGAGAUGGGGGUCAAAGUGCACCCAGAAACACAAGCUUUCUUAAUUUAGAAUAGACGUUGAGUUGGGAUUUUAAAGAACUGUAAACAUUUGAGAAAAAGACUAGAUUUAACAUGCAUAAAAUACUCUCUUUUUUUUCAUACUUCUAGUAUGUUUCCCCAAAAUACAGUUACAAAUUAUAUACAGUAAGAACAUUCAAGUCUGCUUUUGUAAUGAUGUCAACAUAUGUUUGUAAGUUUCAUUAAUGCAUUUCCUCUUUGGAUUUUGUUUUGGAAGAUGUAUAAGCAUCGUCAUUUGUCAAGCUUGUACAAAAGGUUGUAACAAUGUCACUGUAAAAAAUAAAAAUAGAAACCUUACAGCAGCAUAUAAAAGUAUUACAACUCAACACAAUAAAAUAAAGAAAUAUGAAGAACAUGCUCUAGGGCGGUUAUUCCCAAACUGGGGUACGCCUAAAAUGCCGACGAGGGUACGCAAAAUAAUGUGAUGGACAUUUUCAAAAAGUCAAUUUAGCUUUUCCGACGGGGCUAUACAUUUGGGUGAUGUUUUUUCCUCGCCUGAGUAGCCUCGUUUCACUGCCUAAAAUAAUACUGUUCAGCGGAAUAACCACACAAUGUCAAAUACGGGUAGCAUAGUCAAUUAACAUCAAUCACAUUAACCGUUGCUCUCACGGGAAUUCUACUAAUGGUCCGUAUGUAGCCAUACGUAGCUGCAGCUCAUUCCUUUUGCUCGAAAAUAGACAUACCACCUCUACAUGACAGGAGAGGUUUUGAAACAAUUACUGCUUUGCAUACAAGCCUGUGAAUUAUAUGCGUUACAGCUGGAUGAGUCAACAGUUGUGGUGGGCCUGGCAUAUGUCCGUUACGUUUAUGGGGGGGGGGGGGGGGGGGCAACAUGAGAGGAUAUUUUUAAAAGUACUGGACUGCUUUGUGACAUCAAAUGGACUGGUCAAGAUGUGUUUAUCUGUACUGAUGGCACAAAAGCCACACUUGCGCGUGCAAGCAGUUGCUCCUGACACCACUUGGGUACACUGCGGCAUCCACCAAGAGGCUCUUGCUGCAAAGGAAAUGCCUGACAGCUUGAAAGACGUUUUGGACACUACAGUGAAAAUUAACUGUGUUAAAGCAAGGCCCCUGGACGCUCGUAUUUUCUGCAUUAUGCAAUGAUAUGGGUCUCGACCAUUAACGCUUUUACGACCAAGCCCACCACAUCAGUUGACUCAUCCAGCUGUAACGCUUAGAAUUCACUGCGCUGGUUAUCAAGGGGCAAAGUAUUAACACGUUUUUUUAAAUUGAGAGAUGAGCUUAAAGUUGUCUUUACUGACCAUUUUCAUUUGUCUGACCGCUUGCAUGAUGACGAGUUUCCCACACGAAUGGCCUAUCUGGGUAAGUUGUUUUCUCGCUUGAAUGAUCUGAAUCUAGGAUUACAGGGACUCUGCAACUAUAUUCAAUGUGCGGCACAAAAUUGAGGCUAUGACUAAGAAGUUGUAGAUCAUCUCUCUUCAUUAACAAGGGCAACACAUGUCUUUCGAUCAUUGUUUGAUUUUAUUUUGUGUGUGCAUGUAACCGGUGCUAUGCUGCACCGCUGUAACUGCGUUGUGUGUGGUUGAUUGUGACAAUAGACGUGGACUUUGGAGAUCAGGUCGUUUUAAUCAAGCAGAACUCACUCUGCAUCUGCAUCCAAAAGGAAAUAAAACAUUCGUAGAGCCA